This is a messenger RNA of Zygosaccharomyces rouxii, 2277 nucleotides long. It is a transcript of the gene PDR8, whose product is annotated as Pdr8p. The record is from RefSeq and is a predicted model, not a curated record. Gene Ontology annotation, biological process: regulation of DNA-templated transcription. The coding region runs from base 1 to 2277 and encodes 758 amino acids. Lineage: Eukaryota; Fungi; Ascomycota; Saccharomycetes; Saccharomycetales; Saccharomycetaceae. The transcript has a single exon. Gene Ontology annotation, molecular function: zinc ion binding; DNA-binding transcription factor activity, RNA polymerase II-specific.
AUGCUGGAUAAAGAUACCAAAAUCCCUAGAAGAAGACGGAAGGCAGUUAAAUCAUGUACGUUUUGCCGUAAGAGAAAGCUCAAGUGCGACCAUCGUAAGCCUAUGUGUAGACAAUGUCUGGAUAGAAAAUUACCAAACUGCGUCUAUACCGACGACUUCAACUUCCCACUGACAACAGAUGAGUUAUUUAGUGAUUCACCCAAUGUUGAUUUAAUGCGAAAGGUUAAGGAAUUAGAGGCUAAACUAGCAGCACUAGAAGGAGAACAAUCGCAGUCGCAGUCGCAGUCGCAUUCACAACAACAAAUCUCACCACCCUCGUCGACGGAUGCAGCGUCAAACGUUCCAGGAUUAUCAUCAAUUUGUGGUGGUGCUAUUUCGCUGCGGCCUGCGGGACCCGGUAACCCCAAUAAUCCAUUAUGGGAAUACAGGAUUCUCUACAACUGUAGAGGACAAAACAUUCUAUAUGGCCCCACGUCCUGGAGAACGAUGGUGGCGUCGCAGGGCGAAAGGUUUCAACUGGAGUAUAGAAAACUAUGGGAGAUGAUCAAACCCGAAAGAGACCUGUGGGUCGUACAGAACCCGUUUUCGCAGUUUAAUACAGAUGUGUCACAGGUGAUCUUAGCUACAAAUGAAAACGAUACCUUACUCAAUGCGGUUUGCAAGUAUUUGCCGUCAUACAAAGAGAUGGAGGAGGGUAUUAACGAAUUCUUUGAUGGCUACAUUCACGAUUUUUUACAGAUUCUCGAUAAGGAUAAAGUUAUGUCAGAUUUUAAGAAAUGUAUGAUUCCAGACGCAAAAUCGUUUGCCGGGCUUGAUCAUCCAAUUGCUCAAUUAACGGCGCCCGAUGGCGACGGGAAUUAUUAUAAAGCCGCAGUGGUUCUGCUCAUUGUGUAUACCGCCAAGACCAAUGGCAGUGUUCCGCCCAUAGUGGACAAAUUCUUUUUAUCGCUAAGUGCCAUCAACACCGCGUCAAAAUUAAACUUUAUGGAAAGGGCUCAGUUCUUAUUGCUACUCUACUUUUGUAAGGUUUACUGUCCCAAUGAGUGCAGCGAGACUCCACAGGCCGCCAAUUUGGUCAGUGAGCUCUGUGAAUGUGCUCUUACUCUGGGGCUUUCCAAUGCAGAAUGGUGGUACAAGGAUAAGCAGGAACUCGUCGGGCCUAUUCACACCUUGAAAAACAUGUGGUACUGGACACUCUUCGCAGAUAUUUCUAUAUCCUUUGAAAUGGGCAAGCCGCUUUUCAUAACCGAUGAUUGUUUUGAUCCUACCGCCACUUUUAGCCCCCUAGAGAAACCAGCUGCUGGUUUUGACAUAACCCCAGAAUCUCUAUCGUCGAUCGGCUCUCAAACUUCGCUACAGGAUGUGCUAAAUGGUGGUACUUUGCAGGGGAGAAGGUUAACCAUGUUACUGAAGUAUCUGAAAAUUGGUCGUCGUUGCAUACUGGAGAUCAAUUCAAUAAACACCAGCGGUAAUAUAGAUCAAGUAGCUGAUGAAUUGGAGGAAUUCGUCGCUAAAGAAUUUUUGCCAAUAAAGUUCUACUCGUCUAAGCUAAUGUUGGAGCAGGUAGACAUGUUUGAUAUCAUUCUUUUAGCUCCUACCUUUGGUAUGCUAUUAAAUUUCCACAAUGUUUCUCGUAUUGCUUUGAAAAACAGCACUCCUUAUAACAAGAACAGAGUUAUAAAGUUCGGGCUUUUGGGUCUAUCCAUCUGCGUUAAUACCAUCAUAUGCACGUUUGAAAGAGAUACUCCUGGCCCCAAGAACGACUUGGUCUUGGCGUUACUAUUGGUUAACCCACUGUUCAUGCGUAUACUCACAGAAAUGUACGCGUUGUUCUUCUUUAGGUUGACUUUGUUUGAAAAAGGUAUUAUCAUCACCGAAGGUAUUUCUGAUUUGAGUUUGAACGACCUUAACGUGCCAUUGGAUAAUUAUUAUUCAUUUGAAGCCACCACCUCCGUAUUCAGAGAGACUCUCGAUCAAUUGUUUGACCCAUCGAGGGCCGAAUUGCAAAAGGCCAUUUCGAAAUCUUAUCAGCUUACGACCUCAUUAGCGCUAGAGCGUGUGAGUCGUACAGUUUUUGAUAAGGGGUGUACUUCAAGAACCAUUACAGAAAACAACUGUCAUGCAGACGAUGCAAUCUCUCAAGAGGCAUUGGACAAAAUGACAGAAUCAUUUUGGGAAACUUAUGAGCAACAAACCCAAGGCGUAUGGUCAAUGAAGCCAGAGGAUUUCUACACUGGUUUUAACGUAAAUUUUGAUUUCGACCUAAGUUUGAAGUAA